CUCUUAAUUUCUUGAUAUUCAAAAUACACAUUCUUAAGUUUGCUUGUAGGUGUAUUGGGCUAUUUUCUGAGACAAACAUAACUAUUUCAAACCCUGCAAGUUAUCAUGUUAUCCUCCUCCUUAAAUAUCUUCUACUAGGGUUCUAUAGUUACCAAGGAAGUUUGCUUCUUGCUAUCUGCCAGCCAUUUUUUUCUUCACUGUUUUUUCUUCCCUGUUGGAGGUCUUGCAGAAGUAUCAGACUACCAAGGGGGUUCAAAUUAGCAGGUAAUUUUCAAUUCAGUUAUUUCCAAUUUCCUAUGAUGUUGACUUUACAAUGAUUGUAUUUUAACUUUAGUAAAAACAUUGUUCAGAUGAUUUUAUAUGGUCUUGUUUUGAACAUGAAUAUUUGGUCAAGCAAGAUGAACAAUUGUGAUUCGACUUAGCUUUAAUUAUAAAAGUAGUACUGGGUAUUGCUGAAAAUCAACAAAAAGUUUAAUUUAUUGAUGUUCAAAAUUGAUUUUAUUAAGUUUGUUUGUAGGUGUAUUACGCUAGUUUUUGAGAUAAACGGAACUAUUUGAAAUCCUGCAAGUUAUCGUGUUAUCUUCCUCCUACUCCAUGUUGGCUCCAUCUUCUUCAUCAUCUUCUUCCAUUUAUCCAUGGAAAUACGAUAUUUUCUUGAGUUUUAGGGGUGAAGAUAGCCGGAAGAGCUUCACGGACCAUCUAUAUGUUGCUUUAAAACAGUCCGGAAUCAACACUUUCAGGGAUGAUAACAACCUUAAAAGAGGCGAGGACAUCGCACCCGAGCUCUUGAAAGCAAUUGGAGAAUCAUGGGGUUCAAUAAUCGUUUUUUCAAAAGGAUAUGCUCUUUCAAGUUGGUGUUUAGAUGAGCUUGCCGAGAUUGUGAAACAGAGGGAGGAAAGGGGACAUCAAGUUUUUCCAAUUUUCUAUGAUGUUGAAGUCUCCGAUUUAAGACAUCAAAGACAGAGGGUUCAAGAAGCCUUUGACAUGCAUGAAAAGAGAUAUAAGGAGAACAAAGAUAAGACGCAAAGGUGGCGAGAUGCUUUAUCCCAAGUGGCUAAUAUCAGUGGAUGGAUUUUGAAAGAUCAGUAAGUUAUAGCUUCAUUUUUUUAUCUUUUGGAAGUUUAAACUCAAGACGUUCAAUCCUUGACUUGACUCCAGUAAUACUAAACUAACA
Messenger RNA from Durio zibethinus, 1174 nucleotides. NCBI's taxonomy places the organism in Eukaryota, Viridiplantae, Streptophyta, Magnoliopsida, Malvales, Malvaceae. The record is from RefSeq and is a predicted model, not a curated record.